AUGGCCGACCCCGGCCCCAUCUACGAGCUCUUGGGCAAGCUCGCCUACGCCUUCACUGAGGUGCAACCGCUGCUCCCGACGUAUUCGCACCUCCUCGUCUCCGCCCUGUUCCCGAUAUAUGCCGGUGCGCACUCGUCGCUCACCCGUCCCGGUUCCGCCGCCAAGCCGAAGAAAGCGCCAAAGAACGAGACAAAGGACGAGGGAUACGAGUCUGAAGAGGAUGAGGAGGAUGACGUUCAGCAGAUGGAGGGGCUGUCGACCCGCGAUGCCAUAAUCUUCCCGAUCAUGGCCGGAGUGACGCUCACUGGCCUGUACUUCCUCAUCAAGUGGAUGCAGGACCCGCAGCUCUUGAACAAGAUACUCAACGCCUAUUUCUCGCUCUUUGGCGUGUUGAGCGUGAGCCGCUUCAUCACCGACGGCAUGGACCUGGUGCACAGCCUUGUCUUUCCACGUCGGUACGUGAAUGGCGGGGUCCUGUACGACGUGCAUUCGCGCGCACGCAUCGCGAAGCCAGCGGGCUCUCCAGGGCUGGCUGAAAACCCCUUGAACACCUCUCCACUUCCUGGCCGCUUCUCUCAAAUCCCCCUCCCGGCGGUUGUCAAGGCCUUCCUGUGGAACCUUCGCAAUAUACCCAGGCAGAAGUGGACGGCCAAAUUCUUCCUGCGCAAUGUCGCGUCGGUGCGCGGCCACCUAGGCCUCCACGGGGUGGUUGGCUUUAUUUUUGCACUCACGGCUGUUGGCUACUUCAACUUUGUGGAAAAGCCGUGGUUUUUGACCAAUCUCAUGGGCUUCGCUUUCUCGUAUGGGGCUCUGCAAUUGAUGAGCCCCACGACCUUCGCUACCGGGACCCUCCUGCUUUCCGCCCUGUUUUUCUACGACAUCUACAUGGUUUUCUUCACGCCGAUGAUGGUAACGGUGGCAAAAUCUCUGGAUAUCCCCAUCAAGCUCGUUUUUCCCCGCCCCGACAUCCCCUCGGCGGAUCCAGCUAAGCCACCGACCAAGCAGCUUGCAAUGCUGGGCCUCGGCGAUGUAGUCCUCCCGGGGAUCAUGAUCGGUCUCGCUCUCCGCUUUGACUUGUACCUGUACUAUCUCCGCAAACAAACGAGGCGUGCAGACGAACAGGCGUCCAACCAGGCCACUGAAGCCAAGGGAACUGGAAAAAAGUCGGACGCGAGCUCUGCCGACCAACCCGUACAGAUUGUGAAAGCGCCGUACGUUUCGGUCUCCAACAAAUGGGGCGAAUGGUUUUGGGCGCGUUCGGCGGCACAUUCGUUCCCGAAGCCGUAUUUCACAGCGACCAUGAUCGGCUACGUGGUGGGUAUGCUGGCCACGCUAGUCGUGAUGCAGGUUGCCAAACAUGCCCAGCCUGCGCUCCUCUAUCUAGUUCCAGGCGUGCUCAUCGCGUGCUGGGGCACUGCUCUGGUGAGGGGUGAAGUCAAAGAAAUGCAGGAGUUCAGCGAGGCGUUCGAGGAAGAGGAGGAGCAGCUCCGCAGCCAAAGCAUCUUGUCCAAGGAACGCACCAAGCGCGCAGAGAAAAAGCUAGAGAGGGCUACCAAGAAGUAUGUGGAGCUGGCUACGGACGAGAGUGGCGACGAGAAGCGACGCGUUAAAGUGGCCAAGAAGGGAAAGGGAGCAAGCUCGUCGCACGAUCACGAGCACGAUCACGAUAUCUUCUACUUUGCCAUUAGUGCACCCUUCUCGUUUUCCCCGAAAAAGGCGGGUCCCGAGUCGGAGCGGGAUGAGUGGUCGGAGACGGACUCGGCGAAUAGCACGGUGAAUUGGCGCUCAACAAGUGGGACGCAGCCAUUCGACGGCGAGCCAGCGGAGAAGAGGAGGCGCACAAGCUAG
Molecule: messenger RNA, 1848 nt
Organism: Diplodia corticola
Lineage: Eukaryota; Fungi; Ascomycota; Dothideomycetes; Botryosphaeriales; Botryosphaeriaceae
Product: signal peptide peptidase
Exons: 2
Coding region: 1-1848 (615 amino acids)
Biological process (GO): membrane protein proteolysis
Cellular component (GO): lumenal side of endoplasmic reticulum membrane; membrane; cytoplasmic side of endoplasmic reticulum membrane
Molecular function (GO): aspartic endopeptidase activity, intramembrane cleaving
Source: RefSeq, a predicted model, not a curated record